AUGGCUGCCGGCAUCGUGGCGCUCGCAAUUCUCUGGCGCAAGUUAAAUGUUGGCCGUAGACUGGCCACCGCUAAUCUUCGGUCCAUGAGGAAUCCGCCACUUGCAGCGCUAUUGCUCAGAGACGGCACGAUCGAACUGACAGCAUUACUACUACUGAUCAUAUUGUCAUUCAUGAACUCCAGCGCUGCAGAUGUUAUCGCAAAUUUGGAAUUCGCACUGUAUCCCGUUCUGACCUCUCGCGUCCUCCUCAACACCCGAGCCGCAGUGCGACCUGCGCGCGGAGAACAGUCCCAAACAUCCUCUUUCGUCCGGUCGCGGCGUGGAAUCCAGACACAAGCCGACGUCGAAAACAUGUCAUUCGAAUUAAAUGUCCUCAACAGCGCCGAACAAGCGCUGGAGAGCGAUCGCUCUAACCCGCAAGAGUCUAUUGAACGUGAUCAAAUUGUUGUCGAACCGCGAAGCAUGGCAAACAAUGUUGUUACUGCCGGCGAUGCUCAACAGGACGUGGUCGAAGAAGAGGCCAGGAUGGACGAUGUCGAGGAAGAGAUGCUCUCGGACUGGGAGAAUGACGUAUGA
This is a messenger RNA of Laetiporus sulphureus 93-53, 576 nucleotides long. RefSeq lists its product as uncharacterized. Lineage: Eukaryota; Fungi; Basidiomycota; Agaricomycetes; Polyporales; Laetiporaceae. The coding region runs from base 1 to 576 and encodes 191 amino acids. The transcript is spliced from 5 exons. The record is from RefSeq and is a predicted model, not a curated record.